Molecule: messenger RNA, 3855 nt
Organism: Biomphalaria glabrata
Lineage: Eukaryota; Metazoa; Mollusca; Gastropoda; Planorbidae
Product: WD repeat-containing protein 20-like
Exons: 4
Coding region: 20-1822 (600 amino acids)
Molecular function (GO): protein binding
Source: RefSeq, a predicted model, not a curated record
UAAAGUUAGUAAUUUCAAUAUGGCUGCACAGAGUGAGGGUGGGGGUAAAGAUGACAUAAAAACACAUUUCGUGACUCGCGAAGGAUCUUAUAAACUAAUGACCCAUUCAGAGUAUUCAAAACCUAGCCGUGUUGCAUUUAAUGGGCAAACAAAUACUCCUGUGAAAGUAUCAUUUGUUGAUGUAAAUGACGGUACAGCGUCUCCCGAUCGUUUAUGUUUCAAUGUUGGCAGGGAACUUUACGUUUAUGUUUACAAGGGUGUUCACAAGGCUGUGGACUUAACAAAGCCCAUUGACAAGCGUAUUUAUAAAGGUACACUACCAACCUGCCAUGACUUCAAUCAGCAUUAUUUCAGCCCAGAGAGUGUCCUGCUUCUAGUUGGCUUCACUGCUGGCCAAGUCCAGCUCAUUGAUCCCAUUAAAAAAGAAAUAAGCAAACUUUACAAUGAAGAGAGACUUAUUGACAAGACAAAAGUGACCUGCAUCAAAUGGAUUCCAAGCUCCUUAAAUCAGUUUCUAGUCUCUCAUUCCUCGGGACAGAUGUACCUUUACAAUGAGGAGUUGCCUUGUGGACAGACCCCGCCAAACUAUCAGCCUUUUAAACAGGGGGAUGGUUUCUCCGUCUACACUUGCAAGACAAAAAGUACUCGCAAUCCUAUGUAUCGUUGGGUCAUAGGGCAAGGAGCCAUCAAUGAGUUUGCCUUUUCACCUUGUUCCAAAUAUUUAGCAGUAGUGAGUCAAGAUGGCCAUCUUCGAGUGUUUCAAUAUAGCACUAUGGAUUUGUUGGGGACUAUGAAAAGUUUUUUUGGUGGUUUGUUGUGUGUGAAUUGGUCACCUGACGGGAAGUACAUUGUGACAGGUGGUGAAGAUGAUUUAGUUACUGUUUGGUCUUUCCAUGAAAAACGCGUUGUGUGUCGGGGUCAUGGCCACAGGUCAUGGGUCAACAUGGUGGCUUUUGACCCAUAUACUUCCAUUGUUUGUGAUGAAACUGUCAGUGAUGUUUUGGGGCCUGAUGGUGAAGUUUUGUCAGGCAGGACAGCUCCGGGUGUAUUAACAGAUGGCUCAAACCAUAUAUCUAAACCAGAUUUAACCGGUUGUUCGCAGGAUUACACUGCAAAUAAUUUGCCACAGCAGCAACCUAAUGGCCGUCAUGUGAGCACAUCCAAUCAUUAUUCUCCUUCAACUCUAGAAACAAGUACAACAUUAAAUUGCAUUUCCUACCGCUUUGGCUCAGUGGGGCAGGACACUGAGCUGUGCUUAUGGGACCUAACUGAAGACAUUUUGAAGCAGCCCUAUGGCAAAUCUCGGACUAGUAGUGUAGGGCUAGCCGGCAUCAAUUCAUCUUCAUCGCAGUCUUUACCCCGAUCCAAUAGUUUACCCAGUUCGCAAAAAUCAAACUCCGUAGCCUCGGUUGUGGCCAAUGACGUUUCUUCAAAUGCAUAUGCAGAUGGCCACGCCCAUCCUAUACAAAACGCUGUGAUGAAUGCUAGCUCCAAAUUUGCAACACUUUCUGUAUCUGAUCGUAAAGAUGAGAAGAAAGAACACAAGAGAAACUUUAGCUUAGCUGCAAGAAACAGUGAAAAAUCUUCAGUUGUGAAAUCUAAUAAUGUUCGUCCGGUGGAUAGUGCAAUGAAACUCUAUGGGACACAGGCUUGUCCUCGUUUGGACCAGGUUCCUAUCUUGGAGCCAUUAGUCUGUAAAAAAGUUUCCCAUGAAAGAUUAACUUCAAUUUCAUUCCGGAAUGAGUGUAUAGUGACAGCAUGUCAAGAAGGUAUUAUUUUAACAUGGGCCAGACCAGAAAAACCGAGAGACGGAGCAGAAUGAACUCUUGUGACCACUAAACUUAACCAACGAAGAAGACAUCCCAUAACUGACAGUCUGCCAAGAUGAUUAUUUAGCGAUUGACCAUGCCCUGGAGCUGCCAACUCUUUAAAUUUUGUUCCCAGACAAAUGUUGCUGUUCAUCAGGAAUAAAAACAAACAAACAAAUUCUGAUGCGUCUAGAAUGUGUUUGGUUCACUGGGAUAGAUGCAUAUGUGAACAAAUACAGUCCUUGUUUGGCUCAGUGGAAUAGAUGCAUAUGUGAACAUAUACAGUCCUGGCAAUGUUAUUUAUAACUUACACUGUCCAUAACCCCUUUUGUAUUUAUUACUUUCCCUUCCCUCUAUAUUCCAGACUUUAGAUAGUCCAGUUCUGUUGUGUUAGGGUUUGAUCUUUUGUGACUCCACUAGUAUUAGGGAACAAGAUUGAGGUAUAGUAUUGUGAUGUAGUUUCAUUGCUAUCUAUAACUACUAGCCAGAUGGGAGCUUUUUUUUUUUUUUGUGUGGCUACUAGCCAGAUAGCACUUUUUCGAUGAUUACUAGCCAGAUGGUUAGCACUGUUGGGCAGUUACUAACCAAAUAGUAUGACUUUUAGGCAGUUACUAGCCAGAUAUGUAGCAUAGCUUCUGUAUCUGUAAUCACCAGAUGCCCCAAAAUGUGACUGCAGCUUUAUAUCAAGGAUUGGCCUCUUUAAGUCACACAGGAAGUUGCAAAGAGACAGAUAAAAAUGCUACAGAGACAGAUAUAGCAUUGCUUAGAUGGUCGUUUGGUAACACUGUUUGAUGGCUGUGAACUUCUAAAUUUAUAUAUAUACUUGUUUUUAAAAACUGAAAAAAUCUACCUUUAUAUUUAGAGAGCGCCUUCCCCAUUCCUUAUCCUUCACAUUAUAAAACUAUAAAACUGCACAUAUAUAGGGUUUUAAAAAAGCUAUUUGAUACUUUCACGGUGGCAUGAGUUUGUGUCAAUGCUGCUAACUCGAAAGUGGGCCUGUGUAAGUUAGCUUAACUCUUUCUCUCCUAAUUGACGAUAUCAUCGUUGAUUUGACCUCAUUAAAUUAAAAUAAUGUUUGAUUUUAUAAACUUGACUUUGUGUUAUAUGAAAAGAGCAUGCAUUCCCCUUGAAUUCUAGACCAAAAUUAAACACUUUCUGAUAACAAAUGAAAAAGCUAUUCAAGCUUAAUCAUAACAGGGCAAAAAAAUAACUAAUGAGCAAAAUGAAGAAUUCCGUUGAAACGUGGAAAAUAAUUAUGGAGAGAAAGAGUUAAUGGUCAAUGGUCAAGAUCUUCACAAAUUGACCAAAAGUGGUGACAAACAAAUGUGCAUAAUAUAUUCCUGCAGUCCAUUUACACUUGAUCAGUUAUUUGAAGUGAAUUUAUUUUGUGUAGUGCUAGUUAACUUACAAUUGUGUUAAGGCUUUAUAUCAUUCAUACAUUAUGCAUUAGGUUUUCUAGAUACUGUUUUCAUUUUCCAGAGGUUUACUUUAUUGCUGAAUCAGUUUAAAAAUAAAUAAAUUUUGUAGCAAUAUGGAAUCUUCUUUUAACCUCUGAUCUCUGAUUUAUGUUUUAAUCACCUAUUAAUGAUGUCACACCUGUUCCGAAAUUGUGGCAGGCACUGACAUAAUGUAGAAAGUAUAUUUUUAUUGAUUGGGGGGGGAUGCUAUCAGCAACUCCCGUGUUAAAUUUAAUACACUUAUCAUUAACUGUAUUUGUUUUUUUUUUUUUUUUUAUUCUCCAACCAAUGUUGGUACUUAGUAAAAUCAGACAUAAUUAUAUUUUUGUUGAAUCGGGAGCUCCUUCUAACUGACCAGUUCUUGGUCAUUGGCUGUUGUCAAUGGGUUAACUUAUCUCUGUUUGUGUAUUAAUCAAAGCCCGAUUGUGAUACUAGUUCAAUGAUGUUAUUAUCUCCCUUGAGGUUGUUCCUAUACUGUUCAUGUCUUUAUUUAUUUCAGUUGCAACCAUUUGCUACGCACUUAUUAUGUUGUAUGUUGAAUAAUAUAUUAAAUCUGAAGAGUCAGUUCAGAGAUGACGCGUGUGUAAUGC